UCCAGCCAUUCCUCCCACCUCCCUCCCCCCCCGGCUUUGGCCGUUGUUGCAUCACCAUCCACCAGUCCAACUCACUAUCGCUGCAUCCUAAUCUGCGUAUACGAUAUCUACUCGGCUUAGGUGCAGAUGUCUAGGGAUCGGCCGCCGCAAGAGUGAUUGGCAUCCUGCUCGCGACCUCGCCGUGUCGACCCCAACCCGCUCGAUGACACGUAGAUAGAUCACGCGGAAAUCCUCCAUCCUGUAUUCCCGUAACCUCCAUCAACCGCUUGCGCGGGCCUCUGCGCGAAUACCCCACAAGCCCGCCACAUGGAGUCGCGAUAACCUCCCUGCCGGCCGGGGGGCCAGCAAACGUCUGUCGGCAGCGUCUGCCGAACUGCCCAACCGCGCGCCGCGGGUCGAUGACUUCCGGCCGGAUCUACCUCUGUACUACCCCCCGGCUCCGGAUCCCGUAGCCGUGUUCCAAGAGAGAAUUUCAAGCCAUUCAUCCCUCACAACACCGCACUUCAGGAUCGUGCCGUCCAUCCCCUCCAUCAAGCAGGUCCCGGAGCCGCUUUUCUACAGCGCAGAGGUCAUGAAAAAAGUGCCGCCCCGGGCCAAAAGGAAAGUCCAGACCGGGAAGGACACAAGGGACCAGAAGCCGAGAAAAUCGAAUAAGAUCUUCAUCCUAGGCAUCGAUCGACACGCUAAACUCCUCGCCCACAGUCUCGCAGCCGUACCUGGCCUGCCCCCCACCCAAAUCCUGGCUCACGACAUGCUGGCUAUGACCAAGUGGGGGGAGGAGGGUAGGUCGAUCGAUAUCCGUGACUUUAAUGGAAAGUUCCUGUCCUCGAGAAAGAUCCGUUGCCCGGAAUAUAUCGGUCAUCGUCGCGUUCGGUCCAGGUUUCUCUCCAACUUAUCUCCAAUGACCAACAUUGUUGUUAGUACGGCGACGAGGGCCGUAAUCCCAACCCUCUAUUCCCUGCGGUACUACAUCGACCGCCAUACAACCGUCUGCUUGGUCCACCCGGGGCUCGGGGUCAUGGAGGCAUUGAACGAAGAGGUCUUCACCAACCCUGCCCUACGGCCGAAUUACGUGCUUUGCCACAGCAUCCACAAACUCGGCCAGCACUCGAGUGAUUAUUACUCCCUAAAGCACGCACCGGGUCGUAUGUUCUUGUACGGCAUGCCCAGAGAUGACGGCGGCGGCGCCGACAUACCCUUACGUGUCGCCACCUCACUCAGCUACGGGCAUACCCAGCAUUUGAUCGCCCUUCUCGCCGCGGCCGAGGAGCUCGGCGCCGUAAACCUGCCUCGGCACCUCUUCCUGCAGCAGAAGCUACCGAUGAUGAUCUUCUCCUCCCUCCUGGACACGAUAUCCGUCAUCCUGGGCUGCCGGUUCGACCACAUCCGGCACGACGAGCACGCGAUGCACCUGUGGGAGAACAUGCUCCGGGAGACGCUGGCCAUCGUGUCGGCGCUACCCGAGUUCCACGACUUCCCGGAGAUCGUCGAGUGGUUCAACCGCCCGCGGUUCGCCGGCUACCUCAAGGGGAAGCUGACGUCGAGGCGCUACGUGAGCGGGUACAGCGAGUGGAUCUCGCUCGUCCGCCGCGGCUUCGAGCCGCCCGUCGACUUCCUCAACGGCUACUUCGUCCGCCGCGCCCGCGAGCUCGGCUUGAGCUGCCACUACAACACCAUGUCCGUCUUCAUGGUCAAGGCCCGCCUCAACUCCCGCCGCCGCGAGCUCAACCUCGGCAUCCCCCUCGGCCUCCAGCCCUACACGAUGGACGACGACAAGAUCGGCGGCGGCCAGGACGUGUUCGAUCCCAAACUCGACGGCGACUUGGAUGCGUGAGCCUCGGCGCCUCGUUCCCUUUUUUUGUUUGUCGUUGUGUAUGUAUGUAUGUAUGUAUGUAUGUAUGUAUAUGCAUCUACGUAGAAGGUAACCUACCCAUCUACCGUGGCGCGCCACGGGCCUGUAAAACGAAUGGAGAUACACGUUCAAACUUG
This is a messenger RNA of Durotheca rogersii, 1989 nucleotides long. RefSeq lists its product as uncharacterized. The record is from RefSeq and is a predicted model, not a curated record. The transcript has a single exon. Gene Ontology annotation, cellular component: cytoplasm; mitochondrion. NCBI's taxonomy places the organism in Eukaryota, Fungi, Ascomycota, Sordariomycetes, Xylariales, Xylariaceae. Gene Ontology annotation, molecular function: NADP binding; 2-dehydropantoate 2-reductase activity. Bases 572 to 1834 code for a protein of 420 amino acids.